AUGGCGGACAUAGUGAAGAAAAUCUUGGCAAAGCCGAUCCAACUAGCUGACCAAGUCACGAAGGCUGCAGAGGAGGCCAGUUCGUCGAAGCAGGAGUGCUUCGAGCUCAAAUCCAAGACCGAGAAGCUCGCACUGCUUCUCCGGCAAGCCGCUCGGGCCAGCUCCGACCUCUACGAGCGCCCAACUCGCCGGAUCAUCGACGAGACUGAGCAAGUGCUCGACAAAGCGCUGUCUCUGGUGCUCAAAUGCCGCGCCAACGGCAUCAUGAAGAGAGUCUUCACCAUCAUCCCAGCCGCCCAGUUCCGGAAAAUGUCGUCGCAGCUCGAAAAUUCCAUCGGAGACCUGUCGUGGCUGCUCCGGGUAUCGGCCCCGGCCGAUAGCCGGGAAGAUGGGUACCUUGGGCUGCCUCCGAUCGCCGCAAACGAGCCAAUUCUGUGCCUCAUUUGGGAGCAGAUUGCAAUUCUGCACACUGGGUCAGUUGACGAUCGAUCUGAUGCAGCAGCUUCGCUUGUUUCGCUUGCCAAGGACAAUGAUCGAUACGGAAAGUUGAUAAUUGAGGAAGGUGGAGUUGGACCCUUGUUGAAAUUAAUCAAAGAGGGUAAAAUGGAAGGCCAAGAGUAUGCUGCUGAGGCCCUUGGAUUGCUGGGACGUGACCCGGAAAGCGUAGAACACAUGAUCCAUGCCGGGGUGUGUUCGGUGUUUGCGAAGAUCCUGAAAGAAGGUCCGAUGAGAGUUCAGGCCAUGGUGGCCCGUGCCAUCUCGGAGCUUGCAUCUCAUUACCCCAAAUGCCAGGAUCUUUUUGCGCAGCACAAUAUCAUCCGGUUGCUGGUUAGCCAUCUUGCGUUCGAAACUGUUCAGGAGCAUAGUAAGUAUGCUAUUACUUUCAACAAAGCCACAUCGAUCCAUGCGGUUGUGGUGGCUACAAACAACUCCAAUGCAAAUUAUAUUCCGAACAGGGCGAGUGACGAGGAUGAGAAGCAGGGUUACCGUCACAUUCCUCAUCCGUUGGGCAAUCGAAUCUCGAGUCAGAUGCACAAUGUGGUUACUAGCACCAUGGCAAUGCAGGGCGGGUUGAAGCCUCCUCUCCAACAAGUAGUUAACGGAGUGAAUCAAGCCAAUCAAGCCAAAAGCAAUGGCAACAGCAACAGCAAUGCAAAGCAGAAUCAUCAGUACCAACAAUCCACUCACCAUCAUCAGCAUAAUCAUUCAGGGACUAGCAUUAAGGGGAGGGAAUUGGAAGACCCUGCCACCAAGGCCAACAUGAAAGCAAUGGCAGCAAGAGCUCUUUGGCAGCUUGCCAAAGGGAACUCGCCCAUUUGCCGUAGCAUCACGGAAUCAAGGGCACUGUUGUGUUUUGCAGUGCUCCUGGAAAAGGGCUCUGAAGAUGUUCAACUCAAUUCUGCCAUGGCAUUAAUGGAGAUCACGGCAGUGGCAGAGAAGGAUGCUGAGUUGAGAAGAUCUGCCUUCAAGCCUAAUUCUCCGGCUUGCAAGUCUGUGGUUGAUCAAUUACAAAAGAUUAUUGAAAAGGCUGAUGCAGAUUUAGACCUCCUGAUUCCAUGCAUCAAAGCUGUUGGGAAUUUGGCAAGGACAUUUCGGGCAACUGAGACAAGGAUGAUUGGCCCAUUGGUGCGGCUUCUUGACGAAAGAGAAGCUGAGGUUACCAGGGAGGCUACCAUUGCCCUCACAAAAUUUGCAUGUACAGAGAACUAUCUCCAUCUUGACCAUUCCAAGGCAAUAAUAAGUGCAGGAGGUGCUAAGCACUUGAUCCAGCUUGUGUAUUUUGGGGAGCAAAUUGUUCAGAUUCCUGCCUUAGUUCUCAUGUGCUACAUUGCACUUCAUGUACCAGACAGUGAAGAACUUGCCCAGGCUGAGGUGCUCACCGUGCUUGAAUGGGCAUCCAAGCAAUCCUAUAUGACCCAAGACGAAGCACUGGAAACAUUGUUACAAGAAGCUAAGAGUAGGUUGGAUCUUUAUCAGUCCAAGGGCUCAAAAUACCAAUGCCAUUGA
Molecule: messenger RNA, 2007 nt
Organism: Prunus armeniaca (apricot)
Lineage: Eukaryota; Viridiplantae; Streptophyta; Magnoliopsida; Rosales; Rosaceae
Source: the annotation of a GenBank genome assembly